ACAGCACACACACACACAGUGAAAAAGAAAUAGAAAAAAGACAAGAGAAGAAAUACGUUCGUAUUGAAGCAGCAACCGAAUGUGGGAACCGAAGUACACCCGAUACAUGUUCUACAUCAUACAAUGUGCUAAAAUUGCGCAUGGUUAUAUUAUGGAGAAGAGACGUAUGUGAAAUUACGAUUCGUGCGAUUCGUCCAGUCAAUGUGAACUAUAGAGAGCCGAAAAUAAGGGAAAAAGUCUAACUAAGAAGAAGAAUCUAUCACCCACACGACAUAUUCAACGAUUUUCACAUUGUGUGGAACCGUUUGCGCAUUUUCCAGCCAACAAUCACAUUUUUAUUCGUUCGGUUUUACAAAUACAUUUUGGUUAUUUUGCUGAAUAUUUAAUGGAUUCUGAUCCUGAUCUGGAAAUUAUCGAAAAAGAUAGCGGUAUGUCGUCAUUGGGAGGUAGCAAAGAUGAAACACCGGAACGACGUGCUGUCAUUGAGGAUGUUGUUGACGAAGAAGCCGAAGCCAAAAACACGGUCGUUGUGAAAAGUUCAAGUGCUGCACAAGACGAAGAAAACUACGAUGACGAGCCCGAUGAGACUUUCAGCGAACGACUAUGGGGAUUGACGGAAAUGUUUCCAGAGAGUGUUCGAACGGCGUGCGAUGUAGCCACAGAUUUCUCAUUAAGUAGUACAAAAGCACUAUACAAAUUCUCAUGUAACGCAUCCUGGAUAUUCUUCACAAGCUCAAUGAUCCUGUUUGCGCCCGUCUUGUUCGAAACAGAAAGAGCUCAAAUGGCUGAAUUGGAGCUGUCACAAAAGCAACGAGUUUUGCUUGGUCCUGGAGCUGCAAUUUCGGGCGGCGGUCCAGGUGGCAUGCCAGCAUUACCACCAAUGCAGCGAUAAAGGAAGAACAGAAGAAAAAUUCGAACAUGUAUAUGCGAACGAGACAUAGCAAUUAGAGAACAAAACACAGAGAGACAACUUUUUUUGUGAACAUAACCAUUUCGUUUGAAAGAGUUAAAAAAAAUUUAGAUGGGAUAACGAAAUUCAUUGCACUAUUAGAUUAAAUUACAAUGAAACAUUUGGAUAUUGUUGUUUUAUUUUUGAUGCGUAUGAAGAAAUCAAAUGCGCAGCAACUUGGAACACUGUAAAAUGUGAAACCAAAAAAAAAGUCGAGACCGAGUUGCAUUUCGUAUUUGUUAUUCUUUACUCUUUGCUUUUUUAAGAUGAAAAAAAAAAUCAAUUCAAUACACGCGAAUCAAUCCGAAAAAUUAAAAAUAAAUCCACGACGUUCAUCCGAUUUUUUUACUUGUUUCUCUUUGGAUUCACGUCUGUAUACAAAAUUAAAUAAGAAAAAACGAACACAAAACAAUAAUUUUUGAUGACAAAUAAAAAUAUCAAUUUCAUUCAACAUACAAA
Molecule: messenger RNA, 1408 nt
Organism: Sitodiplosis mosellana (orange wheat blossom midge)
Lineage: Eukaryota; Metazoa; Arthropoda; Insecta; Diptera; Cecidomyiidae
Gene: mge
Product: mitochondrial import receptor subunit TOM22 homolog
Exons: 4
Coding region: 386-892 (168 amino acids)
Biological process (GO): intracellular protein transport
Cellular component (GO): mitochondrial outer membrane
Source: RefSeq, a predicted model, not a curated record